GCUGCACCUCUUUCCUUUGACCUCAACGAUACCGCCCUCACGCACGCCUGCAAUGUCUGAGAACAUCUCUCCCCGCGUUAAUGCCGCGCGUAUGCAAUCGUAUAUCGGCCGCAUCGUCCGUCUUAUGGGCAGAGUCGUCAGGGCUGGACCCGAGAUUCCUGGGCAGGAGCCGACGGCGAUCCUGGAGGCAUCAGACAAGGGCGAGGUCGUCGUGAUUCUGAAUAGUAUGAGCGAUUCUCCGAGCACGACAAUCAAUUCUGCGUACGUUGAGAUUGUGGGCAGCGUACAGGAUGAGCGCACGAUUAAGAUGAUGACGUGCAUCAACUUGGGCAACGAACUUGAUAUGGACCUUGUGAAUGAUGUGGUCGAGCUGUGGCAUGAUCCUCGUUUUGUGAAGAUGGUUGGGUUCGCUUAAGUUGCAGGUUCCUCACACAUUGUACUCAUAUACCAUUUUUUUGCAUCUUCCCCAUUUCUAUGUGCUGUCGUGUUGUGCAAUUUCUCUGUAGGGUCGCUUGAUGUAACAUUAGAGAAUAUAACGCGUAUCUUCUCGAUGACAAGAAAGUAACACAUGCCCAAGUC
This is a messenger RNA of Laetiporus sulphureus 93-53, 579 nucleotides long. RefSeq names its product replication factor A protein 3. Gene Ontology annotation, biological process: base-excision repair; nucleotide-excision repair; mismatch repair. The coding region runs from base 53 to 415 and encodes 120 amino acids. NCBI's taxonomy places the organism in Eukaryota, Fungi, Basidiomycota, Agaricomycetes, Polyporales, Laetiporaceae. Gene Ontology annotation, cellular component: nucleus; site of double-strand break; DNA replication factor A complex. The record is from RefSeq and is a predicted model, not a curated record. The transcript has 4 exons. Gene Ontology annotation, molecular function: single-stranded DNA binding; damaged DNA binding.